Molecule: messenger RNA, 614 nt
Organism: Adineta steineri
Lineage: Eukaryota; Metazoa; Rotifera; Eurotatoria; Adinetida; Adinetidae
Source: the annotation of a GenBank genome assembly
AUGAAUAAUAUACAUUUAUUAUCUGUUAUAUUAAUUGGAAUUGUUUCCGGUCAUUUAAAUGAUCCAUUUGUUUGCCCUAGUGGUUAUUCAAAUUAUCUUCCAGUAAAAUUACCAACAAGUUGGAUAAAUGGAUCAAUGAAUUGUUUUGAUAAAGGUGCUACACGACCUGAUUUAGAUAUAUUUCCUAUUAAUAAUGAUACAUAUAUUUUACGUGAAAAUAAAUGUAUAAAUUAUGAAGCACCAUUUAUGUAUUUACUUUUUAGUAAUGAUACUGUAUUAUUAAUUGAUAGUGGUGCAACUGUAUCAUUUAUUUCAUUACCUAUUCAACAACAUGUUGAAACACUUAUUACUCAUUGGUGUAUUAAUAAUAAAAAAGAACGAGCAGAUUUAGAAUUAGUCGUUGCACAUACACAUAAUCAUGAUGAUCAUACAGCUGGUGAUGUACAAUUUAAAUAUAAACUUUUUACAACAAUUGUUAAUACGAGUGUUGAAGAAGUUAGUCGAUAUUUUCAUUUAGAUAAUUGGCCAAAUACAAUUGGUACUUAUGACCUUAAUAAUCAACGUCGUUUAGCUAUUAUACCAAUACCUGGUCAUGAAAAUUCUGCUAUUGCUUU